This is a messenger RNA of Sciurus carolinensis (gray squirrel), 2817 nucleotides long. It is a transcript of the gene Hacl1, whose product is annotated as 2-hydroxyacyl-CoA lyase 1. Gene Ontology annotation, cellular component: peroxisome. Gene Ontology annotation, molecular function: catalytic activity; thiamine pyrophosphate binding; magnesium ion binding. Lineage: Eukaryota; Metazoa; Chordata; Mammalia; Rodentia; Sciuridae. Gene Ontology annotation, biological process: fatty acid alpha-oxidation. The record is from RefSeq and is a predicted model, not a curated record. The transcript has 17 exons. The coding region runs from base 362 to 2107 and encodes 581 amino acids.
CGGUGCUGAAGAGGGUCAGGACCGUGGAGGAGUCUUGGACGAGGGCGGGAGGUCUCCAAGAUGCUGCCUUUCUACCUGCUCGGCAUAGGCCGCGGCCUCCAGCUAGGCCCGCCUCCUUCUCACACCCUACGCCGCCGAAUGGAGGAGCCGGGGAGAGGGCUGUUUACAUUCUCACCUCGCCCGGAGCGGACUAGUUUAGCCCCGCCUCUUCCGUCCCGUUAUUUGAAGCGGUUGGCUGACUUUGGUCGGUCAGAGGUGCGGUCCCAGCGGUGGCGUGCGACAGACUCUGGGUUUGUUUUGCCGGGUGACUCUGUCAGCUUGGCUGUCGACUGCCAGAGUGCUUUGAACUUUUAGGUGGAAGAUGCCAGAAAGUAACUUGGCAGAGCGGAGACACAGAAGCGAGGAGCAGGUGUCUGGUGCCAAAGUCAUCGCCCAGGCCCUGAAGACGCAAAAUGUGGAGUACAUGUUUGGCGUCGUGGGCAUCCCGGUGACCGAAAUCGCUGUUGCAGCCCAGGAGCUAGGCAUCAGAUACAUCGGAAUGAGGAAUGAGCAAGCUGCUUGUUAUGCUGCCUCUGCAGUUGGAUAUCUGACUGGCAGGCCAGGAGUAUGCCUUGUUGUUUCUGGCCCAGGUCUCAUCCAUGCCUUGGGCGGUAUGGCAAAUGCAAAUAUGAACUGUUGGCCAUUGAUUGUGAUUGGUGGUUCCUCUGAAAGAAGUCAGGAAACAAUGGGAGCCUUCCAAGAAUUUCCUCAGGUGGAAGCUUGUAGAUUAUAUAGCAAGUUCUCUGCCCGGCCAAGUAGCAUAGAAGCUAUUCCCACUGUUAUUGAAAAGGCAGUGAGAAGCAGUAUUUACGGUCGUCCAGGUGCUUGUUAUGUUGACAUACCUGCAGAUUUCGUGACCCUCCAGAUGAAUGUGAAUUCUAUAAAGUAUAAGGAGUGCUGUAUGCCACCUCCUGUUAGCAUGGCAGAAACCUCUGCUGUGUGUAUGGCAGCAUCUGUCAUUAGGAAUGCCAGACAGCCCCUUCUCAUCAUUGGGAAAGGUGCUGCUUAUGCCCACGCAGAGGAGAGUAUCAGGAAGUUGGUGGAGCAAUGUAAAUUGCCAUUUUUGCCUACCCCGAUGGGGAAAGGUGUUGUCCCUGACAACCAUCCAAAUUGUGUGUCUGCAGCCAGAUCCAGGGCUUUGCAGUCUGCUGAUGUGAUUGUGUUAUUUGGUGCCAGACUGAAUUGGAUUUUACAUUUUGGACUGCCUCCAAGAUAUCAGCCAGAUGUGAAGUUUAUCCAGGUUGAUAUCUGUGCAGAAGAAUUGGGGAAUAACGUAAGACCUGCUGUGACUUUGUUAGGAGACAUAAAUGCAGUUACUAAACAGCUUUUAGAACAGUUUGAUAAAACCCCAUGGCAGUACCCACCAGAGAGCAAGUGGUGGAAUACUCUGAGGGAAAAAAUGAAGAACAAUGAAGCUGCAUCCAAGGAAUUAGCUUCCAAAAAAUCCCUGCCUAUGAAUUAUUACACAGUAUUCUAUCAUGUUCAAGAACAACUGCCCAGAGACUGUUUUGUGGUAAGUGAGGGCGCAAAUACCAUGGACAUUGGACGCACUGUGCUUCAAAACUACCUUCCUCGUCACAGGCUUGAUGCUGGUACUUUUGGAACAAUGGGAGUCGGUUUGGGAUUUGCUAUUGCAGCUGCUCUAGUGGCUAAAGAUAGAAAUCCUGGGGAAAGGGUCAUCUGUGUGGAGGGAGACAGUGCCUUCGGGUUUUCUGGCAUGGAGGUGGAAACCAUCUGCAGGUACAACUUGCCAAUCAUACUGUUGAUAGUGAACAAUAAUGGAAUUUACCAAGGUUUUGAUACAAAUUCUUGGAAAGAAAUGUUAAAAUGUGAAGAUGCUACUACAGGGGCCCCUCCGAUGUGUCUCCUACCCAACUCACAUUACGAACAGGUCAUGGCUGCAUUUGGAGGCAAAGGGUAUUUUGUACAAACACCAGAAGAACUCCAAAAAUCUCUGAGGCAGACCCUGGAAGACACUACUAAACCCUCUCUUAUCAACAUUAUGAUUGAUCCACAAGCCACACGGAAGGCCCAGGAUUUUCAAUGGCUCACCCGCUCUAAUAUGUAAAUAAGAUGUCAGUGGAUUUCCUUGAGGAAUGUUCUCUUUCCUGCAAGGCAGAAUUUUUUUUUCCACAGCAAAAUUACUACAGUAAUAAAUUGUACAAAAAAAACUAAAAUUACAUUUUAUAAUUAAGGAAUUAAUUAAACACAGAAAAAGUUACCAGUAUUUGUUACAAUUUCAAUCUUAAAUGACCCCUGAAGGUCCAUAUGCUAAAGAUUUGGUCACUAUCCUGUGGCAUUGUUGGAAGAUAAGUAGAUACCAUUAGGAGAUGGGGCCCAGUAAAAGGAAGUUAGGAGAUUAGGGGCUUGCCCUUGAAAGGGGAUAUUGGGAUCCCAGUCUCUUCCUCGCUCUUUCUUUCUUGCUUCUCAACCACCUUGAGGUGAAGAGACCUCCUCUACCACACACUUCCCCAUAUGAUGUUCUUCCCCACAACAGGCCCAACGGCCAUAGGGCCAAGUGAUCGUGCACAGAAACUUGAAAUCCUUAGCCAAAAUAAAUCUUUCUUCUUUUUAAGUUGAUUUUCUUAGUUACAAUGACAUAAAGCUCACUUAAUAUUCUACCACAGAAAUAAUGAUUUAAAGGUAAAAGAAGAGGAAGAGUUCUGUUAAACAAUUGCAUUGUAACUGCCUUUUUUGUGUUGUGGGGGGAUGCUGGGAAUUGAACCCAGGGCCUUGUGUAUGUGAGGCAAGCGCUCCACCAACUGAGCUACAUCCCCA